Molecule: messenger RNA, 10830 nt
Organism: Acanthaster planci (crown-of-thorns starfish)
Lineage: Eukaryota; Metazoa; Echinodermata; Asteroidea; Valvatida; Acanthasteridae
Product: ATP-dependent RNA helicase DDX3X-like
Molecular function (GO): ATP binding; RNA helicase activity; nucleic acid binding
Source: RefSeq, a predicted model, not a curated record
AAAGAGCCCGUUGCUAAAUUAAGCCCGCUGCGUGCAGUCUUUUCCCCUAAGUUUUCUGAAUCCUUCCCCGAAAGCUUCACAAUUUAUCUUCGAAUCCCCCGAAACAUUACCUAGUUAUGAGUAAUGGAGGAGGCCAUGGCCCUGGUCUAGAACACCAGUUUGCUGCACUAGACUUGAAGGAUGGAGGCCGACCAGAAGCUAAGCGAUACAUUCCUCCCCACUUGCGUCAUGGUGGGGAUGUGAGUAGCAGAGGUGGUUUCCCCAACUUCGCUGGACGGGGAAACUUCAACAACAGCUUCAAUCGAGGACCACCAGGCCCACCUCCAGGAGGUAACUUCCACAACCAAAGCGGCUUCCCCAACCAGGAUUUUGGGGGGUACAACCGUGGCGGUGGGGGUGGCCGGGGGAACUUCCGCGGCAACUACCGCGGUGGCAGCGACCGUAGCGGUGGUGGUUUCAAUGACCGGAGUGGAUACAACAACCGCGGCAGCUUCAACAACCCAGGCUUCGAUCGCAGCCGGGGGUUCCAGGAUCGCGGUGGCUAUGGUAACCAGGUAGACAGUGGGGCCUUCAACAACCAGGGGUUCGGCGGAGGGCGGAACUUCGGCAACUUCAACCGGGGGGGCAGCGGGUUCGGUGGGCGCUCCGAUAACUGGGGGAGCGGGGGUAAGCAGUACCAGAGAAACACCCGCGGCUACAACGAUGACUCGUACGGCCGCGGGCGACAGGAAGAUGUGUCUGAAGUGGAUUGGACCAAGCCCCUGCCGAGAAACGAGCGGCUGGAACGGGAUCUGUUUGGAUCUUCCAACACCGGCAUCAACUUUGACAAGUAUAAGGAUAUCCCAGUGAAAGCAACCGGAGAGGACAUUCCAGACAAGAUCACUGACUUUACAGACAUCAAUCUUGGGGAAAUCAUCAACAACAACAUCACACUGAGUAACUACACCAGCCCCACCCCCGUUCAGCAGUAUGCCAUCCCAAUCAUCAAGGGCAAGAGAGAUCUCAUGGCGUGCGCCCAGACAGGCUCUGGAAAGACUGCAGCCUUCUUGCUGCCGAUCCUGUCUCAGAUCUACGAAGGAGGACCUUACAAGUCCACCGGCGGCACUGGGUCAAAUCGACGUAAGCAGUAUCCACUGUCUCUGAUCCUGGCCCCAACUAGAGAGCUUGCUUCUCAGAUCUUUGAUGAGGCACGCAAGUUUGCCUACUGUUCCCGCGUAAAAGUGCGUGUGGUCUAUGGCGGUGCUGACAUCAACGGGCAGAUGCGUGAACUGGACGACGGUUGCCACCUGCUGGUGGGCACACCGGGACGGCUAGUGGACAUGAUGGAACGUGGCCGCGUCGGAAUGGAUAACAUCAAGUGGCUGGUUCUGGAUGAAGCAGACCGCAUGCUUGACAUGGGCUUUGAGCCGCAGAUCCGUCGCAUCGUGGAGCGCGACACCAUGCCAAAGACCGGCGAGCGUCAAACCCUUAUGUUCAGUGCCACCUUCCCCAAGGAGAUCCAGAUUCUGGCUCGCGACUUCCUGGAUAACUACAUCUUCUUGGCGGUGGGCCGCGUGGGCAGCACCAGCGCCAACAUCACCCAGAAGGUGGUGUGGGUGGAGGAGAACGACAAGCGUUCCUUCCUCCUGGAUCUGCUAAACGCAGCAGGUAAAAAAGACGGCAAAGGCCCCUCAUCCCUGACUCUCGUCUUUGUGGAGACCAAGCGAGGAGCUGAUGCCUUGGAUGAGUUCCUCCGGAUGCAGAGUUACCCGGCAACCAGUAUCCAUGGCGACCGCUCCCAGCGUGAGCGUGAGGAGGCACUGAGGACAUUCCGCACCGGGCAAACUCCCAUUCUGGUUGCCACAGCCGUGGCUGCCCGUGGUCUGGACAUCCCCAACGUCAAGCACGUCAUCAACUUUGACCUGCCCGGUGACAUUGAGGAGUACGUUCACCGCAUCGGCCGUACGGGCCGCGUGGGCAACCUAGGGUUGGCGACUUCGUUCUUCAACGACAAGAACCGCAACCUGGCCCGCGACCUGGCCGAGCUGAUGGUGGAAACCAAGAUGGACCCCCCGGGCUGGCUGGACACCAUGGUCUACGAAGCCAAGCAGAACUUCUCCGGCAAACGAGGACGCAAGAACUUUGGUGGUAGCGGCUUUGGUUCUCGUGACUACCGUCAGGCCAACCGUCCCCGCGGGGGUGGACAGCAGGGGAUUCCCUUCGGUGGGGGGCACCACGGCCAGGUGCCCUUUGCUUUCCCCCCGUACCAGGCAUCCUAUGGUGGCAGCUAUGCCCAGCCUAACAGCGGGAGCAGCACCGAUUGGUGGGGGAAUUAGAUUUCCCCUUAGGGGGUGGUCGGACAAAACGGUAAGAACAUUCAGGGUAGAAUGGACCAUUCCUGAAAACAGAGAGAGAAAGAAAUAAUCCAUGACGUAAUCUUACUCACUAAAAUCUCAAAGAGCUUGAAGUUUCACCUUAAAAGUUGCGACAGGUAUUACCCAUUCUAGAGAGCAUCUCUAAAAAAAAAAAUGCCACACUUGAUUGGACUUCAUUAUUUAAAAGUGUCACAGGACAAAAGUAUCAUGUAGAGUGUGCCAUGAAAGGUCAUGGCUUCACAAGUUUAAUUUCUUCAAAGGAAGAACAUGAAACCAAUUUUAUUCUGAGAGUCAGUGGGACAACUCAGCUCACUGGAGAUUAAAGAAGCAUUUCGUUUAUUUAAAACAAUGUCCCAGUGCCAGCUGGGCUUGGUUAAAAACUGAACAUUUUGUUCUAAAAAGUUUGGCAGAGGUGAUCCAAAAAAAUGAAAAUUUCGACAUAUUAAACUUUCACAAAAGGGACCGUAGUAAGGCCUUUUUGACUUACUUGAUAAGACUGGUACCUAUCACCAAUACCCUGAAUGUAAGAUAGACGAGGACAGAGGAACCAGACAAGACAGGUGACAAGUGAGAGUCACCAUUUGUGGUUUGACUUGAUAAUUAAUUAAUGAAUACAAGUGGAUGUUAAACUUUUGCGCCUAGUUAAUGUUUUUUGCUGUAGUUUUUUUCUGUAGGAGUUGUGUUAGUUAUGGCCCCUGCAAUAUUAGUGUUGGUUGUUGUUUAAAAAAAAUAUAAAUAAAAAAAGCGUUAGAUUUAGAGAACUCUGUUUAAGCAGUGGAUUAAGAAAAAAAUGUAAUUGAUUAGUGAAUUAGCUAACAGCAGUAAAAGAUACACGUGAUGUUGUGUACUGGUAACGUUGGCAAGUAUCUAGAUAAGACGCACAAAGUUGGCAACAUCGACUGAACACAGCGAUAUUGAGUGACCAAGCCACUGGGUCAUUCUGAGGCAAUGUAUUCACUUCCCGAAGGUGACGUCACAGCUGCUCGCUUCAUUUCAUGCAGCUUUGCAGCAAAACAAGUUACGGGGGACGCCCUGUAAAAGUUGCUCUUUUUGUUUUUUUCUCGGAAUUUGUGCUAGAGUUUAAUAAUAAGCCACUUUGCCUGGCCAGUGUAUUUAAGUGAAGCAGGAAUGACCUAACAUGUAGCAUAGUUGGAGUGGUCGUUAUUGAACAACUCUAAAUCAAGCGUCAGUUGUUUUUUUCCUGAAUCUUUUCAUUUGUUUGUUUUUCCAGCAGGGGCCAUAGUUGAUUGAUUUGUUGUUACCCUACUUUAAUCAGUGCAGAUUCUGUUGUUCCAUUAGUUGUUAUUUGAAGGGACUCUCCAAUACGACGGAAAUGGCAAAGGAAAAACAUUUACCCUUUGCACUUUCCGUCACGUAUAAUCAACAUUGGAUGAGUGCCUGAAAUGUCGCCCUGUAUGGUGAACAAGAAUUCAUUGGAUUUGUAAAUGUACCAAAGGACACCAGCCGUGAAAAUUACAAUCACCGAUGAGACUGUUGACCACAUGAUACAUGGUCAGCUCUCUCUGCAACUAGCCAUAGACUAACUGACUACAAACAAGCGACAUUAAAAGACGUUCAGAUUUCAUCUGAAUGUGCACAAGGAAUCGAAAGCAGCUACAGUAGCCCUUGAAAGUAUACCAGGGACACUCUCACAUAUGUUUUACCCACAUUUUUACUUCUUGGUGGCGAAAAGAGAUGAAAAAAAAAGCAGUGGGUUAUUUAUGUUUUAUUUAUUACUGCAGAUUGUGUAAUUUGCAGUUUUAGCAGUGAAAACGUGCUGUUAUUGGCAAAAUAAAUACUAGGAGUUUGCCAAGUUCAAAAUGCUUUUACAAGUAGGCUGAUGUUCAGACUGCCAGGCUUAACGCAGUCGGUAAAAAGCAUGAUCUCGUUAUUAAAGGGCCAACUCCAUCAUUUGCCAACUCAAAAAAAGUAAUCGGAUGUCAUUCUGGCAGGUGGUCAUUCCACCUAUUUUGUUUUUCCUCCUUUUUUGAUGACGAAAAUGACAUCAUCAUUACAUCAUCUGUUGACUGUUAUGAUUAGGGUUUAUUCUCUCCGCCCCUAGCAGAACAGUCGACAGGGUUUUGACGAUAGACUUGGCCCUUUAAUGGUCUCCCAAUCGGGCCGUGAAAAUGCUGAGUAUAUUUGGGGUUUGAGCUCAAAUCUGUAUAUCAGUAAGAGACUUUACUUCCAUUGUUCUGAGGAAGAGAUUGUGGCUUUGUUUAGUAGGACUUUCCAUCUUCCAUUGUGGAAUCUACCGGGGCAAUAUAUAUAACUUUCUAGAUAUACGAAUACCAGCGACAAUGCUGAUAGGGUCUGCCUGCUUUUUUGUCUUUUAAAUAUCUUUGAUUAUAUCGGGAAAAAUCCACCUGGUGAGUUGACCAUCUAUAAGUGCAAAACGUUUUGUAAGGAGUGAUUGGCAGACCCAAUUCAUUUCUGGUCUUGCUUAAUAUCCAAAGGUUAACUGGGUGUAGUCAGUCUAAAACUGGCAUCUUUUGAGUUUGAUUUAUCAGUUCGCAUUUUGUGUUGUGCGAUGUCCAGCGCUAUGUUUUAAUUGAAUUAGACACUUGAGUACUUAACAAACAGGGUUAUGACAAUUGUAUUUAUAUAUCUGGAGACAGGACUUUUGCAAAGUUUUUUUUAAGAAUGGGCUUUCAGACAUUGCCGCCUGCAGUGUGUGAUAAGUCAACUGUCGAUAUGACAACACUUACAAUUCUGAAGUUCCUUGAUUUCCAUUGGUUUUCAUGCUUAAGCCCUUUUACGACGAGGUUCUGGUUAAAAAUAAUGUCCUUUGGCUGGUCCCAGUAAACUUGUUAUAUAACAAGAGUUGACUGGAUUUGAGAAAAAAAAUGCAUCUUGUUGGUUUUGAGUUCCACUUUAGCAAGAACUCUGAUAUCAUGUUUGAUUUUUAAAUUAGUGUUCUGGGCGAAGUGACGGUCACACUGCGCCUGCCCGAGAACUACAUUUUAAGCUGCACGGGACGCUGUGUAACGUACAGUCACUAGCAUUUUGUACAAUGCCAAAGUUGAAUUGGGAUACAAGAUUCGGGGGGAGGGGAGUAUUUUUAUAAGGAUUGUUUCCCUGUGCCUUUGACGAGUCAUUGAUCAGUUUGUACAAAGUAAUGGGAACGCAGUUGUAGUUUGCUCCAAGAAAAAAGCGGCUGCACAUUGCGGCUGACCCUGUUGCAAUAUUAACAUAUGACAUCAUAUUAACGUGUCUGGAAACGCCAAGAGGGUGUGCAUAUAUAGAAUGGCAAAAGUUAUUGCCCUCAAGUUUUUGUUGUAUAAGUAUUCCUAUGAUGGAGUCACAGACACGAAAGGGAAAGUUGUACAUUGUUCUUAGAUUGAAACACUUCGCCCCGCACACACACACUCUGGACUUGUCCACUGUUUUUAAGAACAAGAAAUAUGUGAGACAGUAUUGCAUCUAUUCCGAUUUUUUUAAAUCAAGGAGGAGACUUUCAUCUCCAAAAAUAGCUGUAAUUUAUCCAAGUGGCUGAUUUUGUGGUCUAUAUUGCUACCCUCGUCUCUUCCAAAACCUUUUUUUUUUACAUUUCCUGAGUCUCAGAAGUGAAUUCCUUGGUGAAUUUCCUCUUGAUGUAUGAGGGUAACCGUAGGAAAGGAAACCGACUAGUAUAUAAAUGAUUGGGUUUCGUUUUUGUUUCGUUUUUUGAAUAAGGCUUCUUGCCAAAGAGAGUUACCAUAGCAUUGGCCUUGCACUACGUACGUAACUUACUCACAGACGUGAAAUCCUUUUGCAAUUCUUUCCUGGCGGUCAAAUGUAUAUGCCGAUUUCUUUUUUAAGUUGGGAAUGAAGUUUUUUCCUUUUUUAUUGAAAAGCUCACCUCUGCUUAGGAAGACAGAAAAAAGGCACCAUUUGUGAAAUUGCGAUGACUGAAAAAAUUCAUUUUGCGUGUUAAAGAGGAUCUUAUAAAAAUGUCUCUGACAAAUUGGAAGUGACGGCAAAGACUCGGAGCCACGGGUUUUGUAAAUAAUUUAUUUAAAAAAUGGUUCGCUGGAAUCGAACAUCUUGUGUAAAUGGUGGUUGAUAAGGGUUUGAUAAGGAUAUGAUUUUUUGUUUCAUUUUCGGGCUGAAAUGAUUUUUUACUAUUUGAACGGGAGAAGGAUAUCCGGUUUUCAUCUCUUGUUCGUUAGUUUGAGAGUCUUCUUUAACGCAAGCCAUUUUUGCUCACUAAAAUUGUCAGAGACAUUUGUUUCCUUUUUGUACGCUUGUUGAAAAAAAAGUAUUAGUGUAGGCCUACUUGUACAAAAUUGAAGGACCUCACAGCAUUCUAGAGACCUUUUGAUAAAACAAAAUCAACUUUUUCCAUGAUUGAAAUUUUUAUAGCAAGUGUGAUAUAUAUAUUUAUACAUGUUUUGCGUUUUCCAAAAUGUAUAUUUGUUUUGUCUGAGGAACAGUUCUACCAUAAGAAGGGUGAAGAAAAAUGCGUGUAGUGAUUUUUGAGAACUUUUUUUUAAAGAAUGUUUUAGCGACUGCUGACGGACUUUCCGUCCCGUGCUAGUUGGGGAGAAUUAUUUUCAGUGCAGUAUGAAUUAGGGCGUUCCUAAACAAAUAGCCAAACGUGGUGUCUUCUUCGGUUGAUAGGAUUAAGUUUAAAAUUUUAUAAACUGUAUUGCAAACUAAUUGAUCAGUAGGCUGAAUUACUACCGUACCACUGCAGAAAAUAUUUCGGACGACCAUGCCGUGCAUGUUGCUUCUUAAUUGCUUCUUUAAAAGUUUUAUAAUUGGGAAGCUUUCUCGCAUCGCAGUGUCUGAUUUUUGUACUCAUGCUUUCUGAAUUUUUUUUUCUAACUAAUGAUAGCAGACAAACUUCAAAAGGAUUAACUGAACAGCAAUCCUAAACUCUUUUAUAAAUUCUUCGCUCGAUCUACGAGACGCAGUAUUUUGUAUACGCGAGGUAGCUUUCAAGUAGGUGAUAGUAGGUAAUUCAGUCGCAGGAAGCUGUUCUUUAGCUGAGGGUUGGUGCUUCCGGGACAGAAAUUAAACGUUAAGUUCUCUACCAGUGCAGUAUUGAGGAUAGAAGGCGAGGUAGUGUGCUAAGAAGGUUAAUAAGCAGAACAAACGAUUGUAAAUUGUGUGCAUUUGUUUUUUAAAUCCUCAACUUGAAAUUUUUGAAAAAAAAAAAACACUGUGCAGUAUCCUUCCAUUAAUGUGCUUGCUGUAAGAGUGCAUGCUUGGAAAUCCCAAGAUGCAUUGCGCAGUGUUGACAAUUGCGUUGCUGCUUUCCAGCCGUGACUUUGCUAACUGGAUUUUUUUUUACAAAGUUUCUUUUUUAAAUGUUUUUAGAAUGAACCUCGACUGUCUUCUCUGAUUCGCCAAUCGACGUUUCCUUGUACUAUUUGCAUUCUUUUCUGUAGUCAGUCGAGAGCAGUAUUGCGUGCCGUGUUUUAAGUUUGAAGGACUGAUUUGUAGGCGUAACUGUUACCGCUCAUCGGCAGAUGGGCCAGCGUAGCAUUUGAUGCAGCGACCUUGACACAGUUUUCUUUUGUAUUCAUGAAUCUCGUCGACGUAAAAAAUCUCCGUUUUAUCCAAGCGUUGCCGCAUACAAAGGUGCUACACGUCAAAUUAGCAAAAACAGGAAGACUUAAGUUGUUGUUUAACUUGUUACAAGCAAUUAACUUUUUUCACAUUACAACCAGUUUAAUACUCAUGCUGGUUUAUAACAGUCGAGUUUCAACUGCCAAAUAAUUGGCGUGACUCUUUUACUUCUGCUAAAAGGAUCACAUUUGAACCUGAUAAAAUCUUGAUCUUUGGCUUCCAUAAUUUUAACCACAAACUUAAUCACAACUACAUGUAUCGGAGGGCGUAGUUCGGGUACGGUGCCCGUGAACCACUUUUUGUUUCAACUUCAAAAUUUGAGUUCGUGUACACCGUAUCAACUGGUUCAGAAGGUUAGCUUUAAGUUAAAAUCCAAUCUUGCCUAUCAAAGUACUCUGUAGAGUUGUACUUUUUUCAUGAAAGUGUCUAGGUUUUGCUUUUGUGAUGGAAAGCUGUAGAUUUCUGAUUGUUUUUCCAUCUUGGGAAUUUCGGGGGGUUGGUUGGUCUGAAACAUUUUUUAAUCUCAGGUGUAUCACAGUCCGGUUAAAUAGUUCAAGUUGGACAUAGCUGGUGUAACAUUUACACAUAUGAGGAUUACACUUAACAUGUAGUGUUAACUAAACGCGCUUGGGUACAGUGUACACAGUGUAGAGUGAAAUUUACACUUGUUCCAUUCAGUGUAAAUUCUUGUACAGAUUACCCAAUGUAGGGACAAGCUGACACUUAUAAAUCUUGUGUAGAUUAAAUGUACUUGGUGUAAAACUUAUACUUUGAAUGAUAGUGUAGGUUGUACACAUUUUCAUAAAGUCAACACCAUAGGGGUAUAUAAAAUGUACAUAGAUAACAACUGAGCUUUUAUUUUUGAGAGUUUGAUCAGUAAAGUAGAAAGCUGGGAACUUACAAGAAAUUUGAGACAAUUUUUGGUGCCGCAAAAAUUGUAGAUGCACAACUCCCACACCUUUCCCUUUCCCGCGAUCUUGCGCAACGGGCGCAUGCGUAGUGUUGCUGUGGGCACUUGGAGACACGGGGGGGGGAGCUUUCAACGAGAGAGCCACUUUAAACCGAGGACCAAAGUGUUUUCAUGGAAUCUCUGUCGUUCAUUUUUAUACUGCCGCAGGCAGUAUGCAUGCAAUAUGGCGCAACACUGUGUCACGACGUCUUUGUUUUUGUGUGUGACUCCAGGAUAAUGAGGUUUUCUGAGGUUUUUUCUUCCUUUUUGACAAAUAACACUAGUGUUCGAAUUAGUGUAGGGCGAAUGCAUCCAAUAAAUAUGUCAAAGUGUGUGAACUUUUAACUGUGGAGGUUGAAGACUUGUGACUCUUUUUCCGAAGUGCAGGGCCUUCUAAAUUCUCAGGUUUUCCUUAAAACCUGACCAUGCAUGGUUAGUCAUUCCUAUUUUUGUCUGUGAAUAUUCAAUUUUCAACUUGUACUGUGCUUGUUUUUUAUUUAGCAGUUGUGAAAUAUUUGAUGUUCAAUUCUUCACCUUCAUUGUAGCUGCAAUGACUGUAAGUAAACUUCAACUUCAACCACGUGUACUUCAAGAAAGAAAAUCUAGACUUUUUAAAACAUGGAUCGAUGAUUAUUUAUUGAAAAAAAAAUGCUGUGAGGUAUUCCUUUUUAAUUUAUCCAAACUGUACAAAGAAAGUUCGAAAUUCUGUGUACAGAAAAAAUUGUCCUUUUGAGUGCGGGGCAAGUGCGCCAUGUGUGAACCAAACUGUGAGUGUCAGAAUCCAUAAGUGUGAUUGAGAUUAAACGCUUUUUUGCUUUUACUUUGUUCACGGAGACAUCUCUAUACAAAAUAUUAUUCAUGAACGAUAGGGAAAAAAAGUUGCAUUUGUAACAUAAUUAUAACUAUUCCUAUGUCUUGUACUUAGCCAAAGAUUGGGGGAGAGAGAGGUUGGGAACUAGACUAUAAUAUGUGUAACUUAAAACGAGGGAAGUCUUUUCUUAUAUACAUGUACUCAGCACAAGUGCCCGAGGGAGAGUAACCAUGCUAUUUCUUGUUGUGUUCAGGCGACAUGGGACGACAGAGUUGUGUAGAUUACUAUUGAUAUUCUAUUGAUAUUCUUGACACUAUUAACGAAAGGUGAGCAUUUACAUCUAGUGUGCUUUGCUGUUAUUUGGUAUUUGCAUUGUUUCAUGCUUGGGAGAUUCAAUGAGAAUUUUAUGUAUCAUUAUGAAAUGUGUUCCAGAAAUUUAAUGUCAGAAAAAAAUUCACAUGUGGAAGAACGAGGAUGAGACCGUGAAGUGCAAGGCGAAGUUAUUCAGCCAGUGUGAUAAUCGGCUAUGUUGUUUGCUUUCGUACGUUUGAGGUUUGGAACCUUACUCUCGGAAGGAUUUCUUCUCUGUAUCCGUAAAGUAUUAAAUCCAAAGUGCAAAAGUACCAGAUGGUACCCAGAUUGUUCUUUCAUGCAUUUUAGUACAGACGAUUUCACUUCGCCUUAAAUAGUGGUUUGUAACUUUGCCUUGGAUUUCAUACAAGAAUCUGUAGAAAUGGAAAAAGUGAGAUCAUACAAUAAAUAAGGAGUUAGAAAGUGUCUUCAGUUAUUUCCUCGGUGGACCGCCAUGUUGGUCUGGUUAUGGUGCAUGCCUGGAAAUGAACAGCCUUCUCAGGGGCACCAGUCUGUGACGAUUCGAGCCUGAUUUGAUCGACUUAGGCUCAUGUGUGCCAAAAAGCAAAACCGAAGUGGCUGUCAGUUGCAGUGAGGAAAGUCUGUAGGGCAUUUUCCCCAACACAGGUUUAGUAGGAAAACAGAGUGAAGAACAAGUUUUCUCUUCUGUGACGCAUAUAAAAUGUAAAGUACCGAUGGAUCUAAUAAUUCAGUGGAGGGCUUGAAAUACGAGAGCCUGUUCACGUUCUUAACGAAUGUAUCUUCACCGAAAUUUGUACUGAAUAAAAAGUGAAGUAGUUGCAAAAACA